AUGAAUAGACAUUUAUUUAUUCAUUUAUUUUUAUUGGUUGCGCUUUUUGUUACCAAUGCUGUCAAUGCUGCAGUGCCCAAGAAAAGACCCAUACCCACCAUUUUUGAUGGGAGAUGUCGAGUUAAUGAAACCGAUGUGGAACAAAUCCGUGCAAAUGUAAAUCCUGAUCCAGUAGUUGCCGGAAAAAAUGUUACUUUUAGUGUUUCAGGACUUCUAAGUCAGGAUAUUGGGGAUAAUGGAACAGUUUUAGUUGGUUUUAAGGAUGAUUUAGGGUUUACGAUAGGAAAUGUUGCAAGCGCUCCUGUUCCUCCAACUAAAGCCGGAAAUGAAUUUUCAGUAGAUGUCACAGUUGAGGCACCAACUGUUUUAACAGAUUCAUACCUCAUGCAAGUUUUAGUUGUGAAUCCAAGUAAUCCGCCCGAUCCACAAAAGGAUAUUGUAGGUUGUACAGUAGCGGUUGUUGGCACUGAUGAUGGUCCUGAUAGUGGUCUUAAUGGUUCACCUAAUAAAAUUGUAGUUAGUGAUAUCGAAAGUUUUCUUAUCCUUUAG
Molecule: messenger RNA, 549 nt
Organism: Cetraspora pellucida
Lineage: Eukaryota; Fungi; Glomeromycota; Glomeromycetes; Diversisporales; Gigasporaceae
Source: the annotation of a GenBank genome assembly